Ornithodoros turicata is the source of this 3161-nucleotide messenger RNA. RefSeq names its product solute carrier family 22 member 6-like. Lineage: Eukaryota; Metazoa; Arthropoda; Arachnida; Ixodida; Argasidae. Gene Ontology annotation, cellular component: membrane. Gene Ontology annotation, molecular function: transmembrane transporter activity. Bases 1602 to 2945 code for a protein of 447 amino acids. The transcript is spliced from 10 exons. Gene Ontology annotation, biological process: transmembrane transport. The record is from RefSeq and is a predicted model, not a curated record.
GACCACAUGAUUCUAGGUGGCGUAGUUUUUUUAUUAUAAUUCAAUGACACGUUUUCUGGGACACCCAGUAUGUACGAGGGGUGUUCAAGUCAAACCUGGGCCCGCUUGCACGAAACAAACUUAGUGUAAUACUUAACGAGUUUCCCACUUAGUGUAGUGCCGGAGCCGUAAGUGGCUUGCACGAAACUUCUACAACACUAAAGUGGUGGCGCUCGCUCCGCGCAGUUUAGGACGCUGGCCAAGGGUCCUAGGAGCACCCUAAACUACCGCACUAAAGCUUAGGACUAACAUGUCGGCCGCUAUGAACCGUGUAUCGAAGAUUCGUCGUUGGUCCCAACUGUAUCUCGCAAUACAGUACGCAUUUUCCUCGCAAUACUAACAACGUCUCAUUUUUUUAUGCUGUGGGUGCCGUACGUGUUGUGCUUUUCGUUAGCAACAUCUCUCAAAAUGAUCGCCGCACGCGAAGUGCCUCUCACCGGCACUGCCGUUGGCGAUAAGUUCCCAAUCAUCGAGCAAUUCGAGACGUAUUUUGGGCCACAGGCUUUAUUUUAUUUAACAAAAGCACGCAACAAGUGACCUAACUCGUUCUUGCAGCUACAAUGAUAGUACAAUACCUUAUUUUGGUUCUACAAACUGUUUACGUGCGACGGCAGAAGCAGACGACUUCCCAGAAUCCAAACAUGCCGUGACGCACGACUUCCUGGGAUGAACUCCGGAAGUUCUCUUUCUACCAAUGAGAGCCUCCGAAAACUGCUACUGCUCGUAGCCACGAUCCACUUUAGAAUACUUGACUUAGGGCGGUCGUCGAAGUGUUCGUGCAAGCCACUUAACCGCAACCCUAAACUUAGUGCACUAACGCGUUAGUGCAACACUUGCCAAGUGUUACACUUAGGAUUGUUUCGUGCAAGCGGGCCCUGGACUUUCUAUCUCCUGAGUGUACAAAUGGCUCGCGCUACUUCUUUUUCGUCAUUUUCACACGCGACAGGCCUCCGCGUUCACCACGUAGGGGUCCAAAGUUUGUGCAAAACAGAAGACACGUGCUCGACAAGGUGGCCGACAACGAGGUAAGCGCGCACAUCGAACAGCGAAUUGUCAUGAAGUUUCUCGUGAAUGAAGGCGUAAAGUCAUCUGAAAUUCACAGAAGACUUCAGGCUCAGUAUGGCCACGAUACACUUCGCCGCAGCAAAGCGCUUGAGUGGUGCAAACGGUUCCGAGACGGCCGUACAUCAGUGCAGGACGAUUCCGGCCGGGGCGGCUCAGAGGCCAGUGUCAGAGUUCCUGAGAACAUCCAACGUUUUUCCACGGUUUUCUGAGACAAGGCUGGCGUUGUACAUGUUGAUUUUCUGCCCAGUGGUACCACCAUCAAUAGUGCAUAUUACUGCCAGGUUCUCAGGGAUGUGCAUAAGGCGCUGAAGGAAAAGCGGCCGGGCCUCAUCACCAAAGGAGUCCUCCUCCUGCAGGACAAUGCACGCCCGCACACUGCGCAGUUGCUGCCACAUCCCCCUUACAGUCAAGACUCGCCCCCAGCGAUUUCCAUCUCUUCGUGCCACUGAAGGCGUUCGCUAAGGGCUGUCACUUCAGCUGCAACGACGAGGUCAAGAAUGCGGUCCGAUCAUGGCUGCUACGCGCCGUGGAACUUGGUAUGCGACCGGAGGUGGAUGAGGUCUUUGGUUCAAAGUGUGUACAUGGCGUUCCUGAUGAUUGGUGUCCUCAUAUAUGGCGUCAUAUCCGAUAGAUGGGGGAGAAGACUGACCCUAUACAUCAGUGCCCCGUUGCUAACUCUAAGUUCCAUGGCCACCGUCUUCAGCCCGAACCUAUACUACUUUCUUGUAAGCAGAAUCGGUAUUGGUCUAGGAAUAUCUGGCCUACAAGUAGGAUCAUUCAGUCUUCUGGCAGAAUCUGUUGGACCGAAGUACCGAAUCGCCUUGAAUAUUGCUUACGGCUACGGAUGGUCAGUUGGCAUGGUCCUACUGCCUGGUAUAGUGUGGUUGGUCCGGGACUGGCGUAAAGUCAUGAUCGCAUGUGCAGCCUUGAGUCUUCCGGCUAUGCUUUUACUUCCGUGGGUGUAUGAAUCUCCGAGGUGGCUCCUCACCACAGGAGACACGGAAAGAACGUUAAAAACAAUUAGGAAAAUUGCACGUUUCAACAAGCGCAACUGUGACGAUCUUGAAAAGAAAGUGGAACUCCUUAUUGAGGACAAGAAAAGGGGAUGUGAAAGGAACAAACAGAGUAUUUCCGUACUGGGGCUGUUUCAGUCGCCACUGUUACGGAGGAACACCUCGAUGCUGGUGGUGUGCAGCUUCCUGUACUUCAUCGUGUACUACGGGUUCGCCAAGUCAUCAACUACCAUCGGAGGCAAUCCUUACUUGAGCUACACGAUGUCAAGUCUCUUGGAGGCAACCGGGUACACUAUUUCUCUUGCAACGACAAAGUAUUUUCGUCGAAGGACCACCAUCGUCGUGAGCUACCUCCUCUUUGGUGCCACGAUGCUCUGGAUGGCUCUUACAGCAAAGGAAAACGUCAGUCUACGGAUAACGCUCAUGGUGGCUGGUCGGUCGUUCUUUACAAUCGCUUUCACAACAAUGUUCGUGUUCCUGAACGAAAUAUUCCCAACCGUUGCAAGAAGCGGAGGCUUUGGACUUUACACCACGGUUGGAAGACUAGGAGCAACCUUGGAGCCGUGGAUAAGCAAUGCCCUUUCUUCGCUUGGUGAGACAUUCGUUUUGGCUGCGUACUGCGUGAUGAUCUUGACCAUUAGUGUGAUCUGCAUGAUGCUUCCCGAGACUUUCGAAAGGGAACUGCCAGACACACUGGAGGAAGGUGAAAAAAUGUGCAGAAAAAGGGUUUCCACGAAAGAAACAGCAAGAGGCGAGAUGGAGUUAGGCGACAUAGCAGAGGAACUCACAGCAGAGAACGUCGAUGACGACACGGCUCACAAAUCUUGAGUGUAUGAAGUAUAAUCAUAGGCUGUGAGGUGCCUCCACCGAUCAAAAAGACUGGUGCUGGUAGUAUAGGCUGUCAGGAACAUUUCUCGAACGACACGUGCAGCAAUCGCCCAACGGUGUUUUAUGUUUACGAGUCAUUUAGAUAAAUCAUCAUGUUCCCGGUACGAUGGGAUAUCCUGUAAGAGAUGCAGCAAUAAAAACCGCCGGAAGAACGUU